AACAAAUUCGAUUAAAGAACAUAAGAAACGUCUACGGAAGAUGUUUGUGGUAUCGCUUGCGACUGUUAAAACCACAACAGAACAUAAUUCCUACAGUAAAGAAAAUAGUCCUCCUUGCUGGCUGGGCAUUAUUUUUGUUCCUUGCAUACAAAGUUUCCAAAACAGACCGAGAGUAUCAAGAAUACAACCCUUAUGAGGUCUUACAUUUGGAUCCUGGAGCAAGUAUAUCAGAGAUUAAGAAACAAUACCGUGCCCUCUCGCUAAAAUACCAUCCAGAUAAAGGAGGAGAUGAAGUGAUGUUCAUGAGGAUUGCUAAGGCCUAUGCAGCCUUAACUGAUGAAGAAUCACGAAAAAAUUGGGAAGAGUUUGGUAAUCCAGAUGGACCACAAGCUACAAGCUUUGGUAUAGCUUUGCCAGCUUGGAUUGUGGAUCAGAAAAAUUCCAUUUUGGUUUUGCUUGUGUAUGGGUUAGCAUUUAUGGUUAUUCUUCCAGUUGUUGUGGGUUCCUGGUGGUAUCGAUCGAUACGUUACAGCGGGGAUCAGAUUCUCAUCCGGACAACUCAGAUCUACACGUAUUUUGUCUAUAAAACACGGAACAUGGACAUGAAACGGCUGAUCAUGGUUUUAGCAGGGGCAUCAGAAUUUGAUCCUCAGUACAAUAAAGAUGCUACAAGCAGACCAGCAGACAACAUUCAGAUACCACAGCUAAUCAGAGAAAUUGGUGGCAUAAACUUGAAGAAGAAUGAGCCUCCACUCACCUGCCCUUACAGCCUGAAAGCCAGAGUUCUGCUGUUGACUCAUCUUGCCAGGAUGAAAGUUCCUGAGGUCCUUGAAGAAGAUCAGCAGUUCAUCCUGAAAAAGAGUCCUGCACUACUUCAAGAAAUGAUUAAUGUGAUCUGCCAACUGAUAAUAAUGGCUCGAAGCAGGGAAGAAAGGGAGUUCCGUGCUCCAUCUUUGGGAUCUUUGGAAAAUUGCAUGAAGCUUUCCCAGAUGACUGUCCAGGGGCUUCAGCAGUUCAAGUCUCCCCUCCUGCAGCUGCCUCACAUUGAAGAGGACAAUCUUAGGAGGGUCUCCAAUCAUAAAAAGUAUAAAAUCAAAAGUAUUCAGGAUUUGGUGAGUUUGAAAGGUCCUGAUCGUCGCAAUUUGCUGCACUUCCUAGAAGAUAAGAAAUACGAUGAAGUUAUGGCCGUCCUUGGCAGCUUCCCCUAUGUCACCAUGGAUAUAAAGCCCCAGGUUUUGGAUGAUGAAGAUAGCAACAAUAUUACAGUAGGUUCUCUUGUCACUGUUCUGGUCACCCUAACAAGACAGACCAUGGCAGAAGUGUUUGAAAAGGAACAGUCUAUAUGUGCAGCAGAAGAGCAGCCAACAGAAGAUGGGCAAGGAGAUGCCAGCAAAGUGAAGAGCAAAGGAUGGCAGCAAAAGAAUAAAGGAACUAAGAAAGCUUCAAAAUCAAAGAAGAAGAAGCAGCCAUUGAAAAAGAAACCUGUGCCACCUUCCUUGCAGCCACCAAAGCAACAGAAGCAGAGACAGGCUAAUGGGGAAGUAGUUGCAAAGGAAGAAGAAGAGGAGAUCUCUGAUAAAGGUAGUGAAUCUGAAGAAGAAGAAACAAACAGAGACUCUCAAAGUGAAAAAGAUGAUGGAAGCGACAGAGAUUCUGACAGAGAACAAGAUGAGAAGCAAAACAAAGAUGAUGAAGCUGAGUGGCAAGAAUUACAGCAAAGUAUACAGAGAAAGGAACGAGCCCUUCUUGAAACCAAGUCAAAGAUAACGCAUCCCGUUUACAGCCUUUUUUUUCCUGAGGAAAAACAAGAGUGGUGGUGGCUCUACAUUGCAGACCGAAAGGAGCAGAUGCUAAUAUGUAUGCCCUACCAUGUUUGUACCCUAAAAGAUAAAGAAGAGGUAGAGCUGAAGUUCCCAGCACCAGGCAAGCCUGGAAACUAUCAGUACACAGUUUAUUUAAGAUCAGAUUCAUAUAUGGGAUUGGACCAGAUUAAACCUCUGAAGCUGGAAGUUCACGAAGCAAAACCAGUGCCAGAAAAUCACCCACAAUGGGACACAGCAAUAGAAGGUGAUGAGGACCAGGAGGACAGUGAGGGCUUUGAAGACAGUUUUGAGGAGGAAGAGGAAGAAGAGGAAGAUGAUGAUUAAACAAUACUAUUGAUUGACUACAAUAUCUGCACACACUGCAAACUUCUUGGUCUGACUGUGGAACUGUACAAUAACAAAAGAACACAGUACAGAAGCUUUGAGAAGGCUGAAUUUAAUUUUUCUUUACCAAUUAAGAGUGCAUUAUGUAUCUUCUCAGUGGAGGUGAAACAAAUCUGUUGCCAUUGAUACACCUUGGAAAAUGCUUCUGGCUCAUUUAUAGCCUUCCAGUGCAGGAUUGGUGCAUUUGUUUCAAUUGAAAAUAAAAGCUUUUUUUAAUAUAAAUGUCUAACAGUGUGGGCUGUGUAUUGUCUGGUCAGUUUAGGG
Molecule: messenger RNA, 2471 nt
Organism: Chaetura pelagica (chimney swift)
Lineage: Eukaryota; Metazoa; Chordata; Aves; Apodiformes; Apodidae
Gene: SEC63
Product: SEC63 homolog (S. cerevisiae)
Exons: 20
Biological process (GO): post-translational protein targeting to endoplasmic reticulum membrane; SRP-dependent cotranslational protein targeting to membrane
Cellular component (GO): Sec62/Sec63 complex
Molecular function (GO): RNA binding; transmembrane protein transporter activity
Source: RefSeq, a predicted model, not a curated record